This is a messenger RNA of Paramisgurnus dabryanus, 554 nucleotides long. It is a transcript of the gene cox17, whose product is annotated as cytochrome c oxidase copper chaperone COX17. Gene Ontology annotation, biological process: mitochondrial respiratory chain complex IV assembly. The record is from RefSeq and is a predicted model, not a curated record. Gene Ontology annotation, cellular component: mitochondrial intermembrane space. Lineage: Eukaryota; Metazoa; Chordata; Actinopteri; Cypriniformes; Cobitidae. Gene Ontology annotation, molecular function: copper ion binding; copper chaperone activity.
AAACUGAUCUCAAAUGUAUCUUUUGUUUAAUCUGGUUGUUUAAUGUUUACGACCCGGAAGUUCCGUUUUCACGGGGUUACUUUCAUUUGACAGCAGCAGCGGACAAGUUGUAAGGAAGGGCACACGUAAUUGGAGAUGUCGAAUCUAUCAGCAGCCAGCGUUGAGACUUUACCAGCUACAGAAGGGGCAGAGCAGAAAAAGCCAUUGAAACCAUGCUGUGCCUGUCCUGAGACCAAGAAAGCAAGAGAUGCUUGCAUCAUUGAAAAGGGAGAAGAUAGUUGCACAAGUCUCAUUGAAGCUCACAAGGAAUGCAUGAGGGCGCUUGGUUUUAAAAUUUAACACUAUAAUGAUGAGUUUGAGUGAAUGUGUGUGACAGGCUGUGUGUUUUGGGACUUGGAGUGCACUUCAUUUCUAUUUAUAUUUUUACACUGUGGAACAUGCAUUGCUGAAAGUGCUGAAAUGCAUCUCAGAGGAAAAUAUUGUCUUAUUUCUUUUUCUCUCUUUCAUAUGUGAUUGUUACUUAAGCUUAAGAUAAAUAAAGAUCCUAUGCAAGA